Messenger RNA from Topomyia yanbarensis, 3411 nucleotides. RefSeq lists its product as uncharacterized. The transcript has a single exon. The record is from RefSeq and is a predicted model, not a curated record. Bases 1 to 3411 code for a protein of 1136 amino acids. NCBI's taxonomy places the organism in Eukaryota, Metazoa, Arthropoda, Insecta, Diptera, Culicidae.
AUGACGAAGAAAAAGAUCAGACAACUCGAGCAGAAGCGAACAAACAUUCUCGCCUCACUGGAUCGAUGCGAGGAUUAUUCAGAACGCUGCAACAGUGAAGAAGACCGGCAUGAAAUCAACCUUCGCCUCAAUAGCAUGGACAAACUUUGGAGUACGUUUGAGGAAGUACAAACAGACAUCGAAUGCCACGAGGAAUCGCUCGUUUCCGAAUCACAACACAUGUCCACGCGCGAGAAAUUUGAAACAAAGUUUUUUCGUGUGAAGGGAGCUUUAUUGUCGAAAAUACCAGAUGCGCCAUCACAGCAACUUCCUGCCGACCGUGCUCAGCAAUCGAACUCAUCGUAUGCUCCUGGAGUCAAGCUUCCAACCAUCACCCUACCGGAAUUCGACGGAGAUUAUAAUCAAUGGUUGACGUUUCACGACACCUUUAUGGCGUUGAUCCAUUCAUCGAAUGAAAUUUCAACCGUACAGAAGUUUCAUUAUCUCCGGGCAGCACUUAGAGGUGAAGCCGCCCAACUCAUCGAGUCCCUUACAAUUAGUUGCAUGAACUAUCCAGUGGCUUGGCAAAUUUUGGUUGACCGUUACUCAAACAGCUACCUUCUCAAGAAACGACACAUGCAUACCAUGUUGGAUCAUCCGAAAAUCAAGCGAGAAUCAGCUAGCGCCCUACAUGGAUUGAUCGACACAUUCGAACGACAUAGCAAAAUUUUAAAACAGCUACAAGAGCCUGUGGAUAGUUGGAGCACGAUUAUGGUGCAUUUGCUUUGUUCACGUCUAGAUGACGCCACAUUAAAAUUAUGGGAAGAUCAUGCAUCGACUCUUUUGGAUCCAAAUUAUGGUGCGCUUAUCGAGUUUUUGCAACGAAGGACACGGGUACUCGAAUCGCUGCAGGUCAACAUUGCACACUCAUCGCAAACACCAAUACCGGCGCAACCAUUCAAGCGACUUGGCCCAGCAAAGGUGUAUGCACAUGCAGCUGCAGAAGAACGCGUAUUUAAAUGUGUAGCUUGCUCGCAUAAUCAUCGGUUAGUUGAAUGUCAGGAUUUUCCCAAGAUGUCACACGAGAAGCAGUUGGAUCUGGUAAACUCAAAUCGCUUGUGCAGCAACUGCUUUAGGUCCGAUCAUUUUGUGAAGAACUGCCCAUCAAAAUUCCGAUGUCGUACCUGCAAAGGAAAGCAUCAUACAAUUAUCCAUCCAGGUUUUCCUAGCUCGAAGGAUACAACAAAAUCAGUCACGUUAGCUGCAUCGGCAUCACGGGAAGCUGAGCUCGAUCGGAAAGCCGCCGGCCAGAACGCAUCGACCUCAACACUUGUAAAUACUGCAGCGAUUGGAUUGAACACCUUUUUGAUGACGGCGGUUGUAAAGGUGGUUGAUCGACACGGUAAUGAACUGUUGGCGCGAGCUAUGCUGGAUUGUGGUUCAAUGUCGAACAUUAUGACAGAAAGGCUCUCUCAGAUGCUGCGUUUGAAGGGACGGAAAAUGGAUAUCAAUGUGCAUGGUGUUGGCACGGGCGUUAUCAAAUGCACCCAAAUGGUUACAACAGAGGUACGAUCCAGACUCUCGGACUAUGCGGUAACAAUGGAAUUCUUAGUGCUCAACAAGGUGACAUCGAAACAGCCGCUCAACAACAUCGAUACGAAUGCUUGGAACAUCCUGGAUAACGUGUCAUUGGCGGACCCGAAAUUUAACGUGUGUGGGGAGGUGGAUAUUAUACUCGGAAUACAGCACUUCUUUUCCUUCUUUCGGCCAAACCGACAGAUUAAUUUGGGACAUAAUUUGCCACUAGUGGUGGAAACUGUUUUUGGAUGGGUUAUUGCUGGAGCUUCUUCCUUUCAACCACAUUCUCGAAUCACUGUUACGAACUGUGCUAGCAUCGAAUCGCUGAACCGCUUGGUGGAAAGAUUUUGGGAGGUGGAGGAAAUGGCCGAUAGAAAACCUUUGUCCAUCGAAGAGGAGGAUUGCGAAACACUUUACCACAAUACGACAACCAGAAACGAGCAGGGGCGGUAUAUCGUUCGUUUGCCGACGAAACCGGAGAUUGGCCAAAUGUUAGGCGAGUCAAAAUCAGCUGCCUUACAUCGAUUCAAUUUGCUCGAGAGGCGAUUUGAAAACAAUGAAGAUUUAAAAACUGCGUACCAUAGUUUCAUGAGGAACUAUCUGCAACUACAUCACAUGGAACCAGUCCCGGAUGGAGAGCAGCAGACGAGGAGAAGUUUUUACUUGCCGCAUCACCCAGUGCUGAAGGCAUCCAGUUCAACAACAAAAUUAAGGGUGGUUUUCGACGGAUCAGCUAAAACGUCGUCUGGCAAUUCAUUAAACGACUCGCUUUUAGUUGGGCCGGUGUUGCAGGACGAGCUGCUGCAAAUAGUCAUUCGCUUUCGAAAAUACGCUGUUGCAUUGGUAGGCGACAUUGAAAAAAUGUAUCGUCAGGUGAUGGUACACCCUGACGACAGACCCUUACAGAAAAUUCUGUGGAGAUUUGACCCUUCGGAACCAAUUCAAACCUACCAGCUUUGCACCGUUACCUAUGGACUAGGACCAUCUUCAUAUUUGGCUACAAAAACGCUAAUAAAACUGGCAGAGGAUGAAGGGCAGCAUUAUCCCAAAGCAGCGCCGCUGGUUUCGAAAGGAUACUAUAUCGAUGACUUCAUUGGAGGCGAUGACACGGUGGAAGGAGCGAUAGAAUUGCGGAAGGAAAUGAGCGAGUUAAUGGCAGGUGGCGGUUUUCCACUGCGUAAAUGGACGUCCAAUAAGCUAGAAGUGCUUCAAGGAUUACCCUCGGAUCAAAUUGGGACCCAGUCUUCUGUUAAGUUCAAUCCAGAUGAAACGAUUAAAACAUUGGGCAUCAUAUGGGAGCCUGAGUCAGAUUGUCUAAGGUUCAAUCUCAGCAUUAAGGAAAGGGAUGGUAUACUCACCAAGCGUAAAAUUCAGUCAUGCAUCGCUCAGCUAUACGAUCCAUUGGGAUUAAUCUCACCAGUUGUAAUAACAGCAAAAAUAAUUAUGCAGCGUUUGUGGCUUAUUCCCAUCGGCUGGGACGACGAAGUUCCUAAGGAUCUACAGGAACUAUGGGAAGACUUUCGACCUCAAAUAGAGCAACUAUCGUGCUUCAAGGUGGAUCGAUUUGUUUUUCUCCCGGAUGCAAUAUCUACACAGUUUCAUUGCUUCGCGGACGCCUCCAAGGUUGCUUAUGGCUGCUGCCUUUACGCCCGCACAGUGGACAGGAACGGAACGGUUAAGGUACAAUUAAUAUCAUCAAAAUCCCGGGUUGCUCCGCUGAAGCGACUCAGCAUCCCAAGAUUAGAGCUUUGCGCCCCACCCAGCUAUCCGCUCGUUUAUACAACAAGGUCAUCCAAGCACUCGGAAUGGAAAUCAACUCGGUUCACUUUUGGUCGGACUCAACGGUUGUGCUAA